UGGGAAGGAAGGGGUUAAUGCUACGUUCCCGGUUGCCAUAGUGAUGGUCCGAGCCAUUCGAGAGUACUUCUGGAAUACCAACGUCAAGGUGGGGUUCAAGCCGAUGGGCGGUAUCCGCAGUGCGAAGGACUCUCUGCUCUGGCUGUCCCUGAUGAAGGAGGAGCUGGGGGAGGAGUGGCUGAGCCCUGCGCUGUUCUGCCUGGGAGCCAGCAGCCUGCUGAGUGACAUUGAGAGACAGGUCCAUCACAAUGGAGACUGAAGCCAGCCCUGACACACACUCACAUUGAGAGACAGGUCCGUCACCAUGGAGACUGGAGCCAGCCCUGACACACACUCACAUUGAGAGACAGGUCCGUCACCAUGGAGACUGGAGCCAGCCCUGACACACACUCACAUUGAGAGACAGGUCCGUCACCAUGGAGACUGGAGCCAGCCCUGACACGCACUCACAUUGAGAGACAGGUCCGUCACCAUGGAGACUGGAGCCAGCCCUUACACACACUCACAUUGAGAGACAGGUCCGUCACCAUGGAGACUGGAGCCAGCCCUGACACGCACUCACAUUGAGAGACAGGUCCGUCACCAUGGAGACUCGAGCCAGCCCUGACACGCACUCACAUUGAGAGACAGGUCCGUCACCAUGGAGACUGGAGCCAGCCCUGACACGCACUCACAUUGAGAGACAGGUCCGUCACCAUGGAGACUGGAGCCAGCCCUGACACACACUCACAUUGAGAGACAGGUCCGUCACCAUGGAGACUGGAGCCAGCCCUGACACACACUCACAUUGAGAGACAGGUCCGUCACCAUGGAGACUGGAGCCAGCCCUGACACACACUCACACUCACUCAACUCUUUCUUUUCCUGCCAGCUUGGUAGAAUAUUUGUCUCUAAUUUAAUUGACACUGGAAACCAAGCAGAGCAGCGGCCAGGGGUGUCUGUUUCUGUUUUAUCCUCUAAACUUUUAAACUUUAAUAGUGAACACAUUUUAAAACUUAAAACUUGUGACUUCAAGUAUUAGAACAGACGUAGCUCCCUCAAGGAAGUAGAGGCUGAUGAGCAUUGAGGACUGGACUCCAAAUCAGAUAAACAGACUGAGGAAGUGAACUGAAAUAUAGAACUUGUUCGGUUUUAGUUUAAAUUGGCAGUAGGAGUUAAUUAAAGACUGGAAAGGCUUUCAAAAUGCGGCCCUGACAAUACUUUCAACUGUUUUAUUCACUAGUUUUGCAGCAUGUAAAGCAGUGAAACAUCUCGAUAAACGAAAUGCAUCUUUUCUCUGGAUACAUUGACCGCACUGCCUUCGCUAGAGAAUCAUGUCUUUGUGUUGUAAGAGCAGACACUUUAGUCCCUUAAGAAGUCUUAAAUAUUAACCGCUGGCUGUUAAUUACUGAACCUCACUCCAGUUUAUAAAGGUCUGGAUUAUCUGUCUGCUGUGUUAUUAAUUACACUCCUGCAGUCUUAGAUUAGACCACAAAAAAAGAGCUGUGGUAAAUUCUAUAGCGCAGGCUUGAUCUUCAUAUCUAAAUUACUGCUACUCCAAUUGGUUAGUUUACAAAAAAAAAAAGAAAGAAAGGUUUUUGAACUCGCUGGUCAUUAUUAAUGGAGAUUCCCUGCUGUUAAAAAGCUGAAAUACUUUAAGAGUGUUUCUGUGGGGAAAACUUGGAGUUAACUUACUGACCAAUUGGAGGACAAAGGCCAGCCCUGCGGGUGUCCGCCCGAUCUCACUGAGCGCCUGGCUGGUAGGGUCCACUGUAGAGCAAUGAGGAGAAACAGUCCCUGACAGUUUUGCAUCCCUGACACACCAAAGCCAAUGCGAUACUCCCUCCAGAAUCCCCAAUGAAGACCGACGACUUCACAGCCAGGACGCAAACCUACACUCCCCUGACUGUAUGACUCGCCCUGCACACCACACGGUCAGGCCUUUACCAGGGGAGACUCUCAGGGACCCCUGCGCUCCCCUGGCUGUGUGACUCGCCCUGCUUACCACGCGGUCAGGCCAUUACCAGGGGAGACUCUCAGGGACCCCUGCGCUCCCCUGACUGUGUGACUCGCCCUGCACACCACGCGGUCAGGCCUUUACCAGGGGAGACUCUCAGGGACCCCAAGCUUCACAUGGUACUGUUCUGUGAAGGGCUGAGAGUAAAGCUGUGUGUUUUUCAAACCCUAAGACUCACCAGCCUUGAAUUCUUGUGUUGACAGAUAAAUAUGUUGACAGAAAGUCCAAUAGAGGGACUUUAUGUCUUUCUCGUGGGGCGUCUUUAAUAGAAAAGCCACCAGGAAAGGAAAGGAUUUAGGAUUCAGUGGGGGUUAAGUGAGUUUAAAUGAUUCAAUGGCUCAAAAAUGUAGCCUUCAUUUAGCUACUCUGUUUAACUUUUUGAUUAAAUGUCAGAUGCACUGCCCUUGACACUUAGGGUUAUUGAAAAACGGAAUGGAUUUGUUAGAAGCUUGUACUGUCGGUAUACUGACAAGGAAGCAAACGGCUGGGUUGUUUAUGUACAUUUCAAAUAGGGUUUAUGUCCCUUAUAAAAGUUUCCCACAGUAGAUAGGAAAGUGUAAUAAAGCACAGUGAAAGCACAGUAAAGCACAGGGAAGCGUUGUAAAGCAAUGGUCUGGUACAGCAUAAGGAUAAGUGUCUGCUAAGAAAUAAAUAAUAAUAAUAAUUGUACCUCCGCAUAUCACAGCCCUGCUCAGCCCCUGUGUAACACUCUGAUGUUGUGCUGGUAAUUACUCUGGCAAUGAGAACGAUCAUGUGUUCUGCCAUAAGAUAAUUGCCAAUUACAUCAGCAUUAGGAAGGCUUUAGUGAACAGGAACAAACAACACUGCUCUCAAAGCAGUCCCGGGAGAAGACAGGCAGGUUUUUGUUUGGCAUUAAAGACAGAAAGCUUAAAGCCUUAACACACGUGUGUCUCAGAGCACAAGCUGUAUGUAAUCUGAUACAUUAGAUUUAGACUUAACUUUUGCAGGUUAAUCAUUUUAAAAAUGAUAUCUGGUACGUAUGCGAGGUUAGAGACAUUUCUCAGUUACUGUUCAGGUCGUUUCACUUUGGCAAGGCAUUCUUGGUGAAAUGAACUAAGAGACAUCAAUGGCUUUCUAAAGCAAGGCUAGCAAACAGACAGUGUAAUAGCAGAUCAUUUAUAAAGAAAGGACUUGUUUGGUAUUGCAUGUGUUUCUUUUCAAACUGCACAUCUGAGCUCAUUAUAGCAAAUUGAAGUGCAUGAUGGGUAAGAUUUGGGGCAUUAUUUUGUCAGAUGCUACAAAUUUGAACUGUCCAAAUUACAGUCUCAGAAAUCAUCAACAAGGGGCAGUGCUGUAGCAACUCGAUUACAGGAGCAUCCCAGACAUCAGAGUGAACACCUGGUUCUAACAGCGAUGUCAGCGGCUUGUAUAACUCAAGCACAACACUAACACCACUCGGGCAGCUGAGUCUAAAAGAGCGACAAGCUUUGUCUUCAGUCUGGGUUCAUGAUCCUGAUUGACGUCACUAGAGCAAUCGUCCGCCCUUAAAGAAUAUGGUGUUUCUGUCAGGGCUAUGGCAAUCUGCUGCUGUAUAACCAGUACCUGAAACGCAGCUUUCCUGCCCCGGGGUUUCGCACAACAAACCUUGCAUCAGUCCCAGAGCAUCGAGAACAUGCUGCUCUCUCCUGCCUUGCAGUCUGUGUGUCUGUCAGUGUGUGUGUCUCAGUGUGUGUGUGUGUGGUGCAGUGUGUGUGAGUGUGUGUGUCUCUGUGUGUGUGUGUGAGUGUGUGUGUGUGUGUCUCAGUGUGUGAGUGUGGUGCAGUAUUCCUCCCCAUGCUGCUUGUUUGUUUGUUGUUUGCAUCCUGGUUGGUAGGUAACUGUCUCACUGGCCCCUAACCCUAUGCGCUGGGGAUCAGCCUGUUCCUAGCCUGGGCAACACCAGAAACAAUACGAUGUUCCAAUCUGCUGAGUCCAAACACUGUGCAAGAUGUGCCUCCUGCCUACAAGGGGAAAUCUCAGAAUCGCUUAUUCAGAUGCCAGUUGCAAACAGAAAUGCUAGUUAUGAAAAAACAGGCACUGCAUGAGAAGAGGCUGGACAGUCCUAGGAGAAAGGAUGGCAGCAGUUACAAUGUGCGCCCACAGAAUGACAGAGCUUGCACAAAAAGUAAUGCUACUGACUGGCGAACGGAAGGGGUCAGCUUCAAGAGCACAGCGUCCAGAAGCAAUGCCACAGUGACAGUGCCGGCUCUGGCCACUGGGACUCUCAGACUCCCCUCUGUGUCGUUCCCCGGACGCAGGAAGCUGAGGGGGCUCUCCUUUGUUCAGCAGCACGCCCUUGAAGACGCUGACUCUCUCAAGCAGAGCUGCCCGCAAUCAGAUGAACCGAAGAAAGUCUUGCUCCACUACGGAACCGGCUCUCUAAAGACAGAAGCGCAAAGAAACCUGUUGGCCAUCUCCAGCAGACGGGUAGAAAAACUGAGUGGGGCUUUGGGCAGGCCCCUGCCGCCCAUCGGAGUCUACCCCCAGAACUCGGAAGCUGCCGGGGGUCCCAGAACUUCAGACAGCCUGGGAUCCCAGCCAGGCCGGGCUUCUAAGAAGAGGCUGCACGGAUCUAGACAUGCAUACCCAGUCUCCUUCCCUGCAAACCGCUCCAGGGAGCUCCAGAGGCUCUGGGCAGAGCACUGCAAGGGGCUGCCUGCCUUCAACGUUGCCCUCCUGAAGAGUGUCUCCACCCAGACUAGGCGGUCUCCCAAGGCGAGGUGCCUGGAUAAGAGCACCACCACCUCUUCCUGGUCCAAGGCAAGUCAAGAUGCACUGGGGACCAAGAGGGAGGAAGCAGAGAGAGUCGGUGUGUCUGCCCUUGUGCUCCGGGAUCAUCUGCUGAGGGAACACCACGUCAGGAAAGAAGGCUCAAAACUAUCAGGGGGGUCACUGAGCCAACCAGGGAUCCCUUCUCCUGGGAGAGCAGGAGAACCCCAGCCUUCCUCAGAUCCCUCCUGGAAGAGCCCCUUCCUGUCUGUGAGUGGCUAUGUUUGUGCCUCGACUCCACCCCACUCCCUUCACAGUGACAGUGGGGAGGAGGAGGAGGAGGGCUUUGUGCUGAGUCUACCAGUCCCUGUGCUCAAUCUUCCAAUGCCUGGCCAUCAUCCCUAAUCUUCUGUGAAAUGAAGGAGACACAUUGAGUCCUGCACUGCAAGUUGAGCUAAUGGCAUUACAGUGACAACACAAUCAACAAGACUGGCUCUAACCAUUUCUAAAGCUGCAACAGAUUCGUUAACAAGCUAGUUAACACUUCAGCUAGUUGCCAUACGUUAAUAAAAACCUUUCCUGAAAGUAAAGCUCGACAGACUUUUCACGUAGACCGCAGCUGAAUAUUUAAAACAAGAAAGAGGACAGGCCAAUAAUCCACAGCUUGUUUGAAGUAUUUAUUUAUUUAUUUAUUUAUUUAUUUAUUUAUUUAUUGCAGUUGAACAUACGUAAUAUUAUUCACUUUGGAUGCAUUUACUAUACAGACAAUACAAUAUAUAUUUAUAAUGCCUCUGAUUCAAUGGAGGUACCUCUAGGCUUUUGAUGCCACAGUAACCACACUCACUUCUGUCUAUUUAAAUCUAUGAAUGUGUUUGUGAUGUCAUUUACUACAUAGUUAAUGAUGUAAUGAUCUACUAUUCCUUUCUAUUUAAACCUUCAGGCAUCGUGGUAUUAAGUCUAUGUAUCCAUUUAUUUUUCUUUAUCAUUCUAUAUUAUUAUUAGUGGGGCUUGCGAAGCAAGAGUCCCCACUUUAAAUCUUCGACAUACUUCUUCUUCUUCUUCUUCUUCUUCUUCUUCUUCUUUUUCUUCUUCUUCUUCUUUGGCACGCUGCUCCUCUUACACCGUUUAAGCCAGAAACGCCGUUCAAACUUUAAAACGUGUAGACCGGUCUGGAGUAGUGUGCUUGUAUACAACUUUUUUUGUCCAUCUUCCUUCACUUUAAUGGGACUUUUUUCAACAUUCUAAAGCUCCUCAUUGUUUAAAAACUCCCAGACUUCCAACAUUCUGUUUACUGUAAAUGAUGUAACUUUUGACACAAAUCAGCUACUUUGACCACUUUCCCAACAAGAAAGACAAAAAGUUAGAGCAUAUGGAAUCUUCAUCUACUUCUCUGCUAUUCAAAUCUGAAAUCAAAACAGAAAUAACUUUUACCAAUCAAGAGGUACAGCUGUUUUAGUAACCGCAUCAACUCAAUUUUCUCAACUUUUUAUAAACAACUGCCAUUUUGACCACUUUCCCAACAAAUUAGACAACUACUUAGAGCAAAUGAAAUCUUCCUCUACUUCUCAGCUAUUCAAAUAUGCAAUCAAAACAGGAAUGGCGUCUACCAAUCAAGAGGUACAGCUGUUUUAGUAACCGCAUCAACUUCUUUCAGUAGGCUACUUCCCACUGUUGAAUUAACUGUCAUAGAACUUUGAGAAAUUUCAAAUUCUAGCACAUUCUAAGCAUGGGACAAUUAGUAAACAAUGUGACUUUUGACACAAAUCAGCAUCUUUGACCACUUUCCCAACAAAGCAAGCCCCACAACUUUACUUGUAAAGUUACCAUCUAGUUAUUAUUUAUUUCUUAGCAGACACCCUUAUCCAGGGCAACUUACAAUUGUUACAAGAUAUCACAUUAUUUUUACAUACAAUUGCAUUAUAUUUUUACACAUUAUUUUUACAUACAAUUACCCAUUUAUACAGUUGGGUUUUUACUGGAGCAAUCUAGGUAAAGUACCUGGCUCAAGGGUACAGCAGCAGUGUCCCCACCUGGGAUUGAACCCACAACCCUCCGGUCAAGAGACCAAAGCCCUGACCACUACUCUACACUGCUGCCAUAUAGUGCACAUUAUCUAAAUGUAUUUCUUCUAAAACUACAACAUUGUAAUAAAUAUUUCUUAAAAAUAAAUAUGCAACGGCAGCAUUACUGGUCUAUAAGGUUACAAAGCAGUCUCCAUAGAAGAGAAUGUGUCAUAGAACAGACUUUGUCGUGUUGUAGAAGCUUCUCGCGGAGAACACUGCUCUCCCAUCUCAAUCCAGUUCUAGGCUCAAAUUACUGUAUCUGCCAAUGAAAUCAACAGGAAAAUAAACAGGCUGACACAAGCAAGACUUUUUUAAACGUGUACCUAAAUGAAGGUUUGGGAACUAUAUGACGAUUUAUUGAAUUUUUUGGUGCGUAGGCAUUUUGUAACAUUUAAAUAAACAAAAAUCAUUUUACUUGAAUUUUAUUUUGGGAUAUUAAUUUAAGCACUGGUAAGAUGUGAAGUUAAAGGGGAAUAUUGUUUAAAAUACGAAAUUAGCUAUAUACAAUGAACAGAAAAAUGGAUAAUUUGAAGAUAUAUAUAGAAUUGAUUUACACUGAUUGAUAAAAGUUAAUUUUUUUAAAUUUAUUUUGAGAUACUGUAAUUAAUGUAUAUACUAAUCCUAUGUAGUUUACUUAAUUACCCCUAGAAAGUCAAUAUUAAAAUAUCCGCUACAUAGAGAUACCCGCAGAUAGAUAUUUGAAUCCCUGUUGAAAUUUUACAAAGAUUUUAUUUAAAGUUUUUUACCCCCCCUUCCCCCAGUUCACCGAGGCAUUAUCAUGUGGUUAAUUGUAGUAGUGAUAAUUGUUAAUUGUCUGCUAGCUGGGAAUAAUUGUAAAUUUAAACCAGCUGUAAUGUGUAAAAGGACAGCAGCCAGUCUGCUCUGGGCUGCUGUUUGUGUGAAGAGCUUGACGGUGCGUUUGUAAAGUAAAGUAAAGUAAAGUAAAGUAAGGUAAAGUAAGGUAAAGUAAAGUAAGGUAAAGUAAAGUAAAGUAAAGCAAGGCAAGGCAAGGCAAGGCAAGGCAAGGCAAGGCAAGGCAAGGCAAGGCAAGGUAAGGUACUGUGCAAAUCCUUUUUCUGCAAAGUGUGUUUUGUUUUAAAUCGGUAAGCAGAGUAGCUGCCUGAUUUGUUAAUGUAAGGUUCCUGUGGAAGAGUUUAGUUUAGUACUCUGAACGGAGUUCAUAUAUAAUGUAGCGGGUGCUACUGAUUUUAUUAUAUUCAGUGAACGUUAGGGCUUGAUUUGCUAAAAUACCCUGAUUUUAGAUGUUUAAUUAACGUAGCUGAUCAACACCAUCAACAGGUGUUGUGGAUUGGGAGAUUGCGAAAUGAUUAGUUUACCUUUUAAAAGUGCCAUAGCUCCCCACUGUUUUUCUUAGUGUUAAUACGGGUUAUUUUUGUUAUAUAAUUUUAGCAACGCUUGCAAAUCAAGCGAUAGUUAUUUGAGAAACUGUUGCACACAGCUGAUUCACCAUUUGCCUAUAGCAUACUUUAUAUCCAAACUAAGUCUUCUGUGGAGGCGGUGCGCGUCCUGUUGCUGGGAUAGCGAUAGUCGCUGCAGGGUGUUUUAUUUUGGAUUUUGGGGUAUUUGGUUGAGCACUGUGUCUGUUUGUGUUUAUUUCUGAUUCAGUUAAUCUACUUUUGAUGAUUUUGUAGUCUAAGUUUAUUUGUUUCGUUCUCAUUUGCGUUGGUUAUUUUGUUUCACUGAUUUGGUUCUGUCUGUUGUGAUUGGUCACUAGGUGGCUCUAUCGCCCUCCUGUCUUUUGGUAUCUGCCAAUGAAGGAAAAUAAACAGGCUGACACAAGCAAGACUUUUUUAAACGUGUACCUCAGGGGUGCACAAUUCCGGUCCUGGAGGGCCGGUGUCCCUCCUGGCUUU
This is a messenger RNA of Acipenser ruthenus (sterlet), 8642 nucleotides long. RefSeq lists its product as uncharacterized. Bases 4010 to 5110 code for a protein of 366 amino acids. The record is from RefSeq and is a predicted model, not a curated record. NCBI's taxonomy places the organism in Eukaryota, Metazoa, Chordata, Actinopteri, Acipenseriformes, Acipenseridae. The transcript is spliced from 4 exons.